AUGGUUGGAGGAGAAUCAGAACUGUUGACUGGUGUCACCCGAAACAUGUUUACGACAAGCUCUUAGCGGAACAUCAGGACAAGGGUUUAACGGGAUUUUUAUGGACUAUCCGAAACUUCAGUAAUUUAAAUUUUUUCCCUUUUACACUUUUCCUUUUUUUCCUGUUGUUUUUUCCAGAGGAAGGAGAGUGGAAUUAAUCCGUUGAAACAGGUGUCAUUCCCACGUCACCAUCAGCUCUUCGUUCCCUCUGUCAUCCCUUACUCUUGUGGUUUUAUUCGGAGCGCGUUUUACCGGGGCUAGUCUGGAGCCAUGCUUUGGAGAGCGGGGCUGGUACUUCUUCUGUGUUGGGGCGCCACCGGGGAAGUACCCAAUCAAUUCCGGGACUCCCCUGAACAUGAAGACCCAACCAGUGACCUGCAGGCGGACUCAGUCACCGUGGGAGCGCGGCAGCAGCGCUCACCGCCGCCGGUAGAACCCCUAGACUUUGGGUUCGUGCCCGCUGCUGUGUACGACACACAUGUGUAUUAUGAGCCCGGUCCCAUCCGGGUUCUGUUCCACAUUGUUCACGCGUUCCUCUAUUUGGUCCAACCAAAUCCAUUUCCCAAAGAUCUCAUCGUGUCAGCCAUCCAGCAGAACCCAGGAGGGAUCAAACUUGAUGAUUAUCGCAAGCUAGCCGACAAACCAGAGAACGUUCUCUUAAUGCUACAGGCCAUCUACUAUGAGGCUGGCUUCCUGGUGUGUGUGUGUCUGGGCAGUGUGUUCCUGCUACUGACACCGGUCGUGGGGCUGUGCUUCUGUGUGUGUCGCUGCUGUGAUAACUGUGGAGGGGAGAUGCACCAGAGACAGAGGAAGAACGCUGACUGUCAGAGGAGCUUCUACACUGCCGCCCUCAUUGUCACCUCCAUAUUGAUCACGUUUGGGGUGCUGAUAGCUCACGCUGCCAACCAAAACAUGACGUCCCAGAUUAAGGCCACCCGCCGCUUCAUUAGUACCAACAUGAGAGACAUGAAGACCUUGGCUAACAACACACCAGCGCAAAUUGACUACCUGACAGCUCAGUACACCACAGCUAAGAACAAAGUCUUGUCGGACCUGGACAAUAUUGGGCCUCUGUUGGGUGGAAGGAUCCAGACUCAGUUGGAGAAGGAAGUAGUUCCCACUUUGGACAUGGCUCUGCGCACUGUUGGAGUCAAGGUGGAGAACGCCAUCAAAGCAAUGCGUGAGACUAAGGAGGCUUUGGAGAGUGUGAGUUCUUCGUUGGAGGUUCUUCAGGAAGGGACAUCUCGCCUGGCUUUUCGUCUAGCGUUGGAGCGGACCUCGCUCUCCAAUACAUUGUCCGACCCAGCAUGUUCUAAUGGAGCUGUCUCACGCACCUGUAACAACAUCCGGUCCACCCUUAAACAGCUGGAAACAAAUGGCAACUUCUCUGGGCUACCAGAUGUCAGUCCCCAAUUGGCCAGUUUGGAUAUUGUUAUGAAGGCUGACCUCAGUGACAUUAUACAGAAGGGAUAUUCGUCCUUUAAUGACACCCCCAGAAUGGUACAAGAUCAGACCAAGAAUGUUGUGUCAGCUCUGCCUAGAGUGAAGGCUAUGCUGGAUAAGAUUGGAGGGGAGAUAGUUGGAUUCUCUAAGAUGUUUCCAGUAGAACCGUCUCUAGUCAACUUCACCAUCUUUCUGAACCUGGAGCAGAAGAAAAUGGAGGCAAACUACCCGAAGAUUGACGAAAUGGACUUCAACAGGUGGAUUGGGGGCGUGGCGUUGCUGUGUACGGUGGUUCUGGUCUUGGCAUUUAACUUCCUGGGUCUGUUGUGUGGAACCUGUGGCUAUGACAAACAGGCCACACCCACCACCCGUGGCUGCUUAUCCAACACUGGCGGGAACCUGCUGAUGGCAGGGGUGGCCUUCAGUUUUCUCUUUCUCUGGUGGUUGAUGGGGUUUGUAUCGGCGGGGUUCGUUUUCGGGGGCAACGUGGAGAAGCUGAUUUGUGAACCGCUGGCUAACAAAGAACUGUUUAAGGUCAUAGAUACUCCCUACAUGGUGCAUCCAGCCAAGAAGAACUUCCUUCCUGCUCUGCUCUUCCAGAAGCCCAACAUGGACCUAACUGUAGGGAGUUUGUACCGGGACUGUUCUGUGAACAGUGGUCUGUACCAUGCCCUUCAGCUGGAGACAAUGUUUAAAAUCAACACCUUCCUCAACACGACCGUGUACAACAAGGACUUGGCGAAGGUGUUUGAGGGAGUGAAGAUCGACCUCCAUAGUAUGAUGCUGUUAGAGCAGGAGGGCAGAGACAGCCUGCUGACCUUCUCCAACACUGGGAUUGGAGAACUUAAUUACGCUGCUUAUCUGGCAGAGGUGAAUAAAGGAGUUACUCUGGUGGAUCUGCUGGCCUUCGCCAACGAGCUGGAGGCACAAGCAGACCUUCUUCCACGAGGAGCGUUGGAGAAUGCUCUAAAGGGUCACGCCAGUAGCAUCAGACAGAUCCACAGAGAGCAGGUCAUCCCAGUGGAGCAGGCCAUGAAAUUUGUCAGAGCACGGAGCACCCUCAGCCAGAGCAUCCGACUACUGCAGAGAACAGCCAAAGAAUUACCAGUGAAGGUGACUAACAUUCUGAGUGCCAUUGAUGCAGCAGAGUACCUCAUCACACACAAUGCUUCCCAUGUGGUCAAACAGGAGACAGAUGCAUAUAUGAACAACAUGAUUGGAUAUUUCAGACAGUACACAAAAUGGGUCAAAGAUUCUCUGGAAGGGGAGGUGGCUCAGUGCAAGCCCAUUAGCAACAUCAUCGACACCAUGGAGCUUGUGGCCUGCAGCUUCAUAUUCGAUUCACUGAACACAUUCUGGUUUGGUCUCGGCGGGUCUUGUGUCUUCCUGGUCCUCAGCAUCAUUAUUUCAGUAAAACUGGCCAAGUAUUACAGACGCAUGGACACUGAGGACGUCUUUGAUGACGGCCAAGAAAACUGGUAAAAUAAUCUAAGAGAAAAAUAGAAAAUAAAAAACAAAGAAAAUACAACAUGAGUGUUGAGAAGGAGUGCACACCACACACAACUCUCAUCUGAUUUUCACAGUAACCCAAGGUAUUCCUUAUACAAUCCAUGGCCCAAUUAAAAUUGCACCCAUUCUGUCUGACCACCAUUUUGUCUGACCAUUCCAUCUGUGUUUCUAUGUAAAGAGUUGUGAUAGUUUAUUUUAUGUUAUUUUAGACAGUGUUUCUAUGCACUCACCUUGAUGACAUGUAUGUUUUAUACGCUUUCAAGACGUUUGGAAGUUUUAUAUAUUUUUUAUUAUAAUAUUAACAAUAUUGUUGCUUAUUAAUAAUUGUUUUAUAACCACAUUGUAUUAGCUGGAGGUUGCUGGUUUGACCACACACAGAAAGAACAUAUAUACACAAAUACAGACAUGCACACAUUUAUGCACCAACAGAAAGAACAUACACACACAAAUACAGACACAAACACAUAUAUGCACAAACAAAAAGAAGGUACACACACAAAUAAAUACACACAUAAAUAUGCAUGCAGUCUGUUGUUACAGAAGAGGUUUGACUAUGCUAACAAAAGAGGUGUACUACAAAACAGCCAGCUAACUUUUGUAAUAAAAGAAUGAAAACAAAAAACAAAAUACACCAUCUGAAUUAACUAUCAAACUCAGAUAUUUGUUUUUGGUGGUUGAGUCAGUUAGGAAACACUGACUUUUCUUUACAAAAAAAUAUGUUACUGUUUUGUAGUUUAUGCCUCUAAUAUUCAAGAUUGUAUUGUAGCCAUUUUUCACCAAAACCUUGUUAGCAAGUUAGCUGUCAAACCACUUUAGCAGAUGCUAGCUAUCAAAACAUGUUUGCAGACACUAAUUUCCAAACCAUGUUACCAUAUUAGUCAUCAGACUCUAGCUACCAAACCAUUAACAAUAUUAGCCUGUUAACUAGCACACACUAGCUGCUUGUUGUUUGACAGCUGCGACCAGCCGAUGACACAGCUGUGACAUCAGAAUUGUCACAUUAUUUCAGUGAUGUCACAGCUUUGUAUCACAUCUGUGAUAUCAUGGCAGGCUGUGAAUCUGUGAAUAAAGAUACAAUUUUUAUUUGAGUCA
Esox lucius (northern pike) is the source of this 4083-nucleotide messenger RNA. It is a transcript of the gene prom1b, whose product is annotated as prominin 1 b. The record is from RefSeq and is a predicted model, not a curated record. The coding region runs from base 310 to 2964 and encodes 884 amino acids. Gene Ontology annotation, molecular function: cholesterol binding. The transcript has 27 exons. Lineage: Eukaryota; Metazoa; Chordata; Actinopteri; Esociformes; Esocidae. Gene Ontology annotation, cellular component: cell surface; microvillus; cilium.